Molecule: messenger RNA, 3525 nt
Organism: Meleagris gallopavo (turkey)
Lineage: Eukaryota; Metazoa; Chordata; Aves; Galliformes; Phasianidae
Source: RefSeq, a predicted model, not a curated record
AUGCGCAAGACUAAUCUUCCCCCCCGCUCCUCCAAAUUGAACGAUGGCGCCACAGGCCGUUCCGCGCGACGCGAUUGCGUCAGACGCAGGCUCGACGCGGGGCGGGGCCGGAGCGGCCGUCGCGCUGGGGCUGACGGUGGUUUUCUGUUCGCGUUGCAGGCCUUCAAGGUGGGGAACCUCCUGGGAAAGGGCUCCUUUGCCGGGGUCUACAGAGCGGUAUCCCUGAAAACCGGCCUGGAAGUGGCUAUCAAAAUGAUAGACAAAAAAGCCAUGCACAAAGUGGGAAUGGUACAGAGGGUUCAGAACGAGGUGAAAAUCCAUUGUCAGUUAAAGCAUCCAUCUAUUCUUGAGCUUUAUAACUAUUUUGAAGAUAGCAACUAUGUGUACUUGAUACUUGAAAUGUGUCACAAUGGUGAAAUGAGUAGAUACAUAAAGAAUAGAAAGAAACCCUUUUCAGAAGAUGAAGCCCGACACUUCUUGCAUCAAAUUAUCACCGGUAUGCUGUAUCUUCAUUCUCAUGGAAUACUGCAUCGGGACCUCACCCUUUCCAAUCUUUUACUCACCAGUAACAUGAACGUCAAGAUUGCUGACUUUGGACUAGCAACUCAGUUGAAAAUGCCUCAUGAAAAGCAUUAUACCAUGUGUGGAACUCCUAAUUACAUUUCUCCAGAGAUAGCCACGAGGAGUCCACAUGGACUUGAGUCUGAUGUGUGGUCUUUGGGCUGUAUGUUUUACACUCUUCUUAUUGGAAAGCCACCUUUUGACACUGACACAGUGAAGAACACACUGAAUAAAGUAGUAUUAGCAGAUUACGAAAUGCCAGCCUUUUUGUCCAGAGAGGCACAAGACCUUAUACAUAAAUUACUUCGCAAAAAUCCAGCAGAUCGUUUGAGUCUUUCCUCUGUGUUGGAUCAUCCUUUUAUGUCUAGGUGUAGCUCUGCACGGAGCAAAGAUUCAGGAACUUCGGAAGAUUCCAUGGACAGUGGAAAUGCUACCAUCUCUACUACUUUUACAGGCUCUUCCAGCAUCAGUAGCAGUGGCUGCUUGAAGGAAAAAAAGAAGCUGUUAGUGGGACAGCCGCUCCCAAAUAAAAUAAUUUUUCCUAAAAACAAGAAUCCGGGUAAUGCUUCAUCUGUCAAUGGGAGUGGUUCUUUUCAUCAGUGGGGAAUUCAAGGGAAAGAAACUGGCACAAGUGGCAGGGGAAGAGUCAUGCAACUUGCUGAAGAGAGACCACAUUCCCGCUACCUCCGAAGAGCCCACUCCUCAGAUAGGUCUGGCACAUCCCACAGUCAGACUCAAGGAAUAUCAAAUGUCAUUGAGAGGUGUCACUCCAUGGAACUGCUUUCCAAGCCUAUAGGAGGAACGAGGGAAAACACAGAAUGCUUUUCGCCUGCAAGCAGCUAUACUGAUAUGGGAGAAAUAUUUAAGGAAAAGACUUCUGGUAGUUCUGGCUCUUUUGAAGGGCAAAUAUCUCCACCUGUAAAAGAUCAACCACACUCAAAUUUUCUCUAUCCAAUGAAGCCCCCUCUUGGUUUGUUAGAGCAGAAGUCCCAGGCUGAAACCAUGCAGCAGUGGCUUGGAAGCAUGCAGACAAAUACUCAGCUGAGGCCACCUGAAGACCUGACUGGUAACAGUAAUGCACAUGGAGGCUUUCGGUAUCAUCUGGAUAUGCAGCAAGAUGCACUGAGAAAUGGAUGGAACACCUUGAAGGAUAUACGGAAUCAUGAUGCAUCCCAUGAUUAUUCACAUUCUUUGAAUCAGAGAAACCCAAACAAAUACAUUCCCGAAGCUCUCUGCCAAUCUGAAAAAGUUCAGACAUCUUCAUGUGGCCUUUGGCCAGCUUCAGAGCAAAACCAAGCGUGGGGCAAAGAACUAUCAGCACGUCAGAAACCUACACUGCGAAGUAUAGUGUCACCUCUCAGUGCUUACAGGCUAAAACCAAUCAGGCAAAAAACAAAAAAUGCAGUGGUGAGCAUUCUAGAUACUGGGGAGGUGUGUAUGGAGUUUAUAAAAGAACACCAUUCACAAGAAUUUGUGAAAGAAGUUCUCAGAAUAUCUUGUGAUGGAAAUAUGAUUGCAGUUUAUCACCCGAAUGAAGGAAGAGGCUUCCUUCUUGACGACAGGCCGCCCAUUCCUCCUGAAGACAGCUGUAUGUACAGUUUUGACAAUUUGCCAGAAAAGUACUGGAAAAAGUACCAGUAUGCAGCCAAGUUUGUGCAGUUAGUGAGAACAAAAACCCCCAAAGUUACAUUCUACACAAGAUAUGCCAAGUGCAUGUUGAUGGAAAAUUCACCUCCUGCAGAUGUUGAAAUAUGUUUUUAUGAUGGAGCAAAGGUACACAAGACAGCUGGUAUAACUCGUGUGAUUGAAAAAUCAGGGAAAUCCUUCACUUUGAAAGGAGAAAAUGAAACGGGUUUGAAGAAGGAAAUGCAAGUAUAUAUGGAUCAUGCAAAUGAGGGACAUCGCAUAUGCCUUGCACUGGAAUCUGCUAUUUUGGAAGAAGAAAAAAGGAGUGAAAGUCUUCCAUUUUUUCCAAUAAUUGUUGGAAGAAAACCUGGCAAUACUGAAUCUCCAAAGGCUGUACUGCCUCUGUUGGACAACACCAACUGUUCAAAAGAAGUUACGGCACUGGAUAGAAAUACAGCUGCCAGUUCUACUCCUGUUCAAACUCCAAACUGUACUCCUGUGGUGUCAUAUGAAAAAUCUAUACUUAAGGCCAAUGCUGCUGAAAGUACGUGCUCCUCUGUUUAUCAGACAGAAUGCAGCCCAAAUUCAGCUCAACUUAUAAAAUCAGUCUUUGUGAAAAAUGUUGGUUGGGCUUCACAGCUGACCAGUGGAGCAGUAUGGGUUCAGUUUAAUGAUGGAUCCCAACUGGUAGCCCAAGCAGGUGUUUCUUCUAUCACUUACACCAAUCCAGAUGGCCAGACAACUAGGUAUGGAGAAAAUGAUAAGUUGCCAGAAUACAUCAAAGAGAAGUUGCACUGUCUGUCUUCUAUUCUUGUGAUGUUUACCAAUCCAACUGAUCCCCACUGAUAAAAGCAAAGCAGGUCUUCGGGCACAAGAGCUUAAUAAACACACUCACUGACAUGAUAGUGACUGAUUUUACUAAGCUUAUCCAGAAAUUCUUCAAAAUUCUGGUUUAAAAAAAAAAAUAGGAAGGGGAGGGUUGUUCUACAAUUUUUGUAAGAUACUUUACAAGCACAUUUUUCCUCAAAAUGAUGGAUAAACUUGCUCAAGCAAAACAUUGAGCAACUUAAUUCUAAAUGACCUCACAUUAUUGGAAAUAAUCUUUUCUAUUUUUUUUCUUCCCCCACUGCUUACUCAGUGAUGAUAAUCAAAGAAAACUUAUCUGUGCUGUUGAAGUGUUUGUGUUUGUAAAUAACUUGUAUUUUUACCUCUUACAAGUAAUAUAUGUAAAUAUGUACAUGUUUUAUACCUUCUUGUUUUUAUUUUUGUAGCAGCAGCUUUUCAAUUCCCUGCACAAGCGUUUUAUACCCCCAAAAAAUAAAUGCAGUGGUAAGCGUC